AUGGAUUUGUACUCUCUUCAAUGGUUAUGUAGAUUAUUACUGGCGUUUUUAACCACUAGUAACUGCCAAAUUCUAACAACGAAACCUGUAUCCAGGGUAUUAGAUGUUGCUGUGGGACAGAAAAUCAGUUUAUCAUGCAUGUACCAGAGUGACUCGGUGUCUAUAAAAUGGUUUAAGAAUAAUCAAAAUGUGGAAAAUCUAGGCUUUGUGUUGUAUGAUAAGGCAUAUAUUGAUGACAAUAAUCAAGAUAUAGUGGAAGUAACUGCUGUCAAAGACAAAUCACAUUUUAAUGAUGCUGGAAACUACAGAUGUGUUUCUGGUGAUCAGGAAAAAACAUUCCAAGUUCGUGUCACAGCAUUAUCCCAUUGCAACGAUUUAAGACGUUCUAAGCAUGUCUACAGUGAUGAAUUGGGAUGUUCUUAUAUCAUACAGCAACGACGUUUUACGAUGUUCCAAACAUCUCCUACAACAACAGUUAACGAUGAUGUCAUCUACCUACAAAAACGUUUCACGAUAUUCCUUGUAUCCUCCUACAGCAAUCGUUUACGAUGUUCCUUGCAUCUCCCUAUAGCAACGGUUUAUGAUGUUCCCAAAAUCUUCCUACUAUAG
Lottia gigantea (owl limpet) is the source of this 609-nucleotide messenger RNA. RefSeq lists its product as hypothetical. Bases 1 to 609 code for a protein of 202 amino acids. Lineage: Eukaryota; Metazoa; Mollusca; Gastropoda; Lottiidae. The record is from RefSeq and is a predicted model, not a curated record. The transcript has 3 exons.